GCGGGCAGCCUCCCAGCCCACCACACAUAGCAAAACCAGGCCACCGCACACAGCAAAAUGAAGCGCAAGGUCGGCGCUCUCGAAAAGAUCGAGGCGGACCAUGCCGCGCUCCGCUUCAAGAUCAAGCGCGACCCGCAGAGUUACCGCGACGACUUCAACAACCAGUGGCAGCAGUACGAGACCCUGCGCGACCUGUUCCUCCAGAGCCCCUCGACACAAGGCACGGGUCUUGCAGACCUGAAGGAUCUCGUCGAAUUCGUCUCGCACGUUGCUGAUCUGUACCCCGACCUUUGCGCACAGUUCCCGUCAGACCUCCAGCAGAUCCUCCUGCAACACCACGAGGUGCUCGAGUACGAGCUGCGCGACAAGAUGGUGGGAAGCCUGUGUCUGCUGCGCAACAAGGACGUCAUCGAUUCUGUGGCGCUCCUCAACACGCUCUUCCCCGUGCUCGUCGCCACGCCCAGCAAGUCGCUGCGGCAGCUUCUCUUCACCAAGAUUCUCUCCGACCUGCGCUCGUCGAACGUCAAGACGACAAACCACAAGCUCAACCGCACAGUACAAACCGUUCUCUACAACCUGCUCGAGUCGGACAAGGAGUCGCCAAAGGGCAUCUGGGCAGUCAAGAUCACGCGCGAGCUGUGGAAGAAGCAGAUAUGGACCGACGCGCGCGCUGUCGAGGUCAUGCGCCUCGCGGCCCUGAGCGAGAACGAGAAGGUCAUCGCGGGCGGAGUGCGCUUCUUCCUCGGUGGCGACAAGGAGCGUGAGGAGGCGGCCGAGGAGAGCAGUGACGACGACAACGUUGACAUGGCCAAGUUGAAGCAUCAGGCGGGCAUCAACAAGAAGACGAAGAAGAAGGCCCGCGACCUCAAGAAGGCUGCUGCCACGGUCAAGCGAAAGGAGAAGAAGAAGAACGCGCCGCACCCGCUGAACUUCUCCGCGCUCCACCUUCUGCACGAUCCCCAGGGCUUCGCCGAGAACCUCUUCUCCAAGCACGUCCAGAACACAAAGGCAAAGCUCCAGCUCGAGACGAAACUCCUUGUCCUGCAGCUGGUCUCGCGUCUUGUCGGUCUGCACAAACUCACCGUCUUGUCUCUCUACUCGUACUUCCUCAAACACCUCACCCCUCGACAAGCCUCCGUCACCAGCUACCUCGCCUGUCUCGCCCAGGCAACGCACAGCUACGUCCCGCCCGAUGUUCUCGAGCCGCUAGUCCAGAAAAUCGCCAACGAAUUCGUCUCCGAAGCCUCGGCCUCAGAAGUCGCGGCCGCAGGUCUGAACGCCAUUCGCGAGAUCUGCGUUCGCCAGCCCCUUGCAAUGACCGAUACGCUGCUACAGGAUCUCGUCAUGUAUCGCAAAUCCAAAGACAAAGGCGUAAUGAUGGCCGCCAAAGGUCUCCUCUCCCUCUACCGCGAAGUCGGCGCCGAACUCCUACACAAGCGCGACCGCGGCAAAGACGCCAGCAUGGGCAUCCGCGCCGGCACCAUCAAGGAGCAACGCUACGGCGAAGAAGCCGCCGGCGGCAUCGAAGGCAUCGAGCUGCUCGAGGCCUGGAAAGAAGACGAGCGGCGCAAGAAGCGCAUCGCAGCCGGUCUCGACCCCGAUGGCACGGACGGCGACUCUCAACUCGACGAGGCCGAGGACUGGAAGAAGUGGGAGCUCGAGAGCGACAGCGAUAGUGAUGAGGAGGGAUGGAUUAACGUGGAGAGUGAUGGCGAGGACAUCAACAUCAGCGACAGCGAAGACGAGGACAAGGGCAAACCAAAGGCGAAGAAGGCGAAGCUCGACUCCGCCACACCGGCACCGAACGAAGGAUCCAAAUCCGCAGAGCCAGAAACCGCUGCGGCCAAACAAGCCCAGAUCUCCAAACUCCUCACCACCACCAUCCUCACCCCCGCCGAUCUGAAACAGUUAAAAGCGCUCCAAGAACAAACCGCCAUAAACGCACACCUCCCCUCCCACAAACGCGCCGCCAUGCUCGCCGCGCGCCACGCCGACGAAGCCAUCACGGCCGAGACCAUCGAAGCCGCCGCCUCGCUGGGCAAGAAGAACACCAAAGAAGAGAAGAUCGCCAUGGCAAAGGCAGACCGCGAGACAAACCACCAAUCCACGACAGCGAAGCGGAAGGCGAAGAAGGAGUCUGAGGGCAAGAGCACGACGAACAAGGAGAAGGCGCGCAAGAAGAAUUUCUUGAUGACCCUGGGCAAGGCGAAGAGUAAGAAUAAGAGGAGUUUGGGCGACGUGAAGAAGACGCUGCAAGGACACAUUGAAAGGAGUAAGAGGGGGGGUAAGCGGGGAAAUAAGGGGAAUUAG
Messenger RNA from Macroventuria anomochaeta, 2310 nucleotides. RefSeq names its product SDA1-domain-containing protein. The coding region runs from base 58 to 2310 and encodes 750 amino acids. Gene Ontology annotation, cellular component: nucleolus. Gene Ontology annotation, biological process: ribosomal large subunit biogenesis; ribosomal large subunit export from nucleus. The record is from RefSeq and is a predicted model, not a curated record. Lineage: Eukaryota; Fungi; Ascomycota; Dothideomycetes; Pleosporales; Didymellaceae. The transcript is spliced from 2 exons.